CGAAUGUGUUGAGUAUAUCAUGACAAACACUGACCAAAAAGCAACCCAAAGUAAGACAAAAUAUUAAUCUCACAAGAUGCCAAUCCCAUGGCAUACUUUUACACAUUCCUGCCCUUAUAUCGUAUCUUCUACAUCGUCUCCUGUUUUAUUUAUUUAUAUUCUCAUUCACAUAUCGUACGUACCCUCAGUAGCUAUAAUAUCCCAUCUCUCUCUCUCUCUCUACCAUACCUACUUUGAAUGGCGCCGAUGAGUUUGCCUCCAGGUUUCAGGUUCCAUCCAACAGACGAAGAGCUAGUGGCGUACUAUCUGGAUAGGAAGGUCAACGGCCGAACCAUUGAGCUUGAGAUCAUUCCCGAAGUUGAUCUCUAUAAAUGCGAGCCAUGGGAUUUGCCUGAGAAGUCAUUUUUGCCGGGGAACGACAUGGAAUGGUACUUUUACAGCACAAGGGAUAAAAAGUAUCCGAAUGGGUCGAGAACAAACCGUGCGACCCGAGCAGGUUACUGGAAGGCCACAGGGAAAGACCGUGCAGUAGAAUCAAAGAAGGUGAAGAUGGGGAUGAAGAAGACGCUCGUUUAUUACAGAGGAAGGGCUCCUCAUGGCCUUCGUACUAAUUGGGUGAUGCAUGAAUAUCGCCUCACUCACCCUCCUUCUUCCUCCUCUUCCUUCAAGGAGUCGUAUGCAUUGUGCCGUGUGUUUAAGAAGAACAUACAAAUUCCAAAGAGAAAAGAAGAAGAAGAGAUGAUUAGUGCUAGUGUUGGAAAAGAGGAGGAAGAAGAAGAAGAGGAGUGGAGAAAAUGUGAUGGGAACAAUAAGGAGACGAUCGAAAGAGAAAGCGAAGAAGACGAGAGCUUGAAAAUAGCAUCGGCGGAGACGUCCUCAUCAGAGCUCACUCAAGGGAUCCUUUUAGACGAAGCAAACAGCUCAUCCAUUUUCGCCCUUCACUUCUCAUCUUCUCUUCUCGACGAUCAUGAUCAUCAUCUCUUUUCAAACUACCCUCAGCUUCCCUACCAUCCUCCUCUCCAACUCCAAGAUUUCCCUCAGCUUUCUAUGAACGAAGCUGAGAUUAUGUCAAGAAAUAGUAUCUCCAAGCAACAAGACUUUCGAUGCAAUGGGACACUUGACGAGAUCUUCUCUAUCUCUUCUUCCCCCACCUUCCCCGCAUCCCUUUAAUCUUUCAUAUACUUCUUUUCUCAACUUACCAAAUUAAUUAUAUUCAGAUACGUACGUUCUUCAUAUAUGUUUUUUCUUUCUUUUUGGCUUCUCAAUUGGUUUAACUAAUUAUGACAAAAGGUUUGUCGUUGUGGAGUUAUUUUUCCUACCACAAAAAAAAAAAAUUGAAACGUUGGACUAUUCUUUUUUUUGUUCUCUCAAGGGUGUGUGGUGGGUUCACUAGUUAUUACUAGAUCUUUGGCUUGGUUUUGUUGUUUAGGAAGAAAACGGAAGUUACACAUUUGUAAUAAAAAUCGUUCUUUGUCCUGUCUGUAAUCUAUACAUUUUGAAGGAAAAUAAUCCAAAUCAG
Messenger RNA from Thlaspi arvense, 1519 nucleotides. The record is from the annotation of a GenBank genome assembly. Lineage: Eukaryota; Viridiplantae; Streptophyta; Magnoliopsida; Brassicales; Brassicaceae.